AUGAACUGGCACAUGAUAAUCUCUGUGCUUGUCAUAGUGGUGCUUAAAAUUGUUGGAAUGACCUUAUUUCUGCUUUAUUUCCCACAGAAUUUUGGAGAAAGUCACGUCAACUUCCUUCCCAGAGAGAGCUAUGGAACAGUUCCUCAGACUAUCGGGAGCAGUAAUGUCAGCUUAGUUCCCACAGAGAGCUCCGGAACAGUCUGCUCCAGAGGGUGGUAUUUUCAUCGAAGAAGAUGCUUUUUAUUGUCCCCUUUUGAACUGUCCUGGAACAAAAGCAGGGACUUUUGCAAAACAGAAGGAUCCACUUUGGCCAUUGUGGACACACCAGGGAAACUGAAAUUUCUCCAGGACAAAACUGGUGCUGAGAAGUAUUUUAUUGGCUUAUACCAGCAAGCAAAGAACAGUUGGCAUUGGAUUGACAACUCCAUAUUCAAUGGCAAUGUUACCAAUCAACAUCAGAAUUUCAACUGUGUGACGAUAGGCCUAACAAAGACAUACGAUGCGGCACCGUGUGACAUCAACUUCCGCUGGAUCUGUGAGAAGGCAGCCAAAUGA
This is a messenger RNA of Odobenus rosmarus divergens (Pacific walrus), 555 nucleotides long. RefSeq names its product C-type lectin domain family 5, member A (gene CLEC5A). The transcript has 6 exons. Lineage: Eukaryota; Metazoa; Chordata; Mammalia; Carnivora; Odobenidae. Gene Ontology annotation, biological process: innate immune response. Bases 1 to 555 code for a protein of 184 amino acids. Gene Ontology annotation, molecular function: virus receptor activity. The record is from RefSeq and is a predicted model, not a curated record.